This is a messenger RNA of Hippoglossus stenolepis (Pacific halibut), 5132 nucleotides long. RefSeq names its product DEP domain containing 5, GATOR1 subcomplex subunit (gene depdc5). The record is from RefSeq and is a predicted model, not a curated record. Lineage: Eukaryota; Metazoa; Chordata; Actinopteri; Pleuronectiformes; Pleuronectidae. Gene Ontology annotation, cellular component: GATOR1 complex; lysosomal membrane. Gene Ontology annotation, molecular function: GTPase activator activity. The coding region runs from base 285 to 5045 and encodes 1586 amino acids. Gene Ontology annotation, biological process: positive regulation of autophagy; cellular response to amino acid starvation; negative regulation of TORC1 signaling. The transcript is spliced from 43 exons.
AUCACGUCACGCUUCCAUGUUUAGGAGGAAGUAAUAACACUUGGCUACUGUUAGCCAGUACACCGCAGUGUAUUCCCAUACUAUACACGGUAGUUCAAAUUUAUUUCGCCAUGUUGGUGUAUUUUCAAUGCAAGCAUUUAUUGUUGUUGCUAUUUGUCGCUAUUUUUGGUUGAUUUGGUUCCCGGGCUACAAGUUGUCUCAAAUAAGCCACAUGCUAGGCUCGCAAACGUCAACAUCCAGUGGCAGGUCGAGCUGUUGACUAGAGACUGUUCAGGAGCUUUAUCAUGAAGACCAACAAGUCAUAUAAGCUUGUGCUGCACAAGAAAGGUUUUGCUGGAAGUGAUGAUGAGUUGGUUGUCAACCCAAAAGUUUUCCCUCAAGUCAGUCUUGGGGACAUAAUUGAGAUUGCGCACCCCACAGAUGAAUACAGUCCUCUCCUGCUGCAAGUGAAGAGCCUUAAAGAGGAUUUACAGAAAGAGACAAUCAGUGUGGACCAGACUGUAGCACAAGCCUUUAAACUCCGUGCAUACCAGGAUGUCAUUGUUAACAUUGUUGACCCAAAGGAUGUAACACUAGACUUGGUGGAGCUGACUUUCAAGGACCAGUACAUUGGCAGAGGAGAUAUGUGGAGACUAAAGAAGAGCCUGGUCACCACAUGUGCUUAUGUGACACAGAAAGUGGAGUUUGCAGGAAUCAGAGCCCAGGCCAGUGAACUCUGGGUAAAAGGAGAGAAAGUGACCUGUGGUUACAUCAGUGAAGACACCAGGGUGGUGUUCAGAUCCACAUCUGCAAUGGUGUACAUCUUCAUCCAGAUGAGCUGUGAGAUGUGGGACUUUGACAUCUAUGGUGAUCUCUACUUUGAGAAGGCUGUAAAUGGUUUCCUGUCUGACCUUUUUGCCAAGUGGAAGGAGAAGAACUGUAGUCAUGAGGUGACAGUCGUUCUUUUCUCACGUACAUUCUACAAUGCUAAAAGUAUAGAUGAAUUUCCAGAGAUUUUGAGAGGCUCCAUCAGGCAGGAUCAUGAGGGACGAUUUUAUGAAGACUUCUAUAGGGUUGUGGCUCAGAAUGAGAGGCGGGAUGAGUGGACAUCUUUACUGGUCACUAUUAAGAAGCUUUUCAUCCAGUAUUCUGUCCUGGUGCGACUGAAAGAAGCAGAUGGUUUUCCUGUGGGUUAUAACUCAACUGCUGCUCAGGGAAACUACCUGGAGGCCAUUAACUUGUCCUUCAACGUAUUUGACAAGCACUACAUCAACCGAAACUUUGACCGCACUGGACAAAUGUCAGUUGUUAUUACACCUGGGGUAGGAGUGUUUGAAGUGGACCGUCUACUGAUGAUUCUCACCAAACAGAGAAUGAUUGACAACGGUAUUGGGGUAGACUUGGUGUGUAUGGGGGAGCAGCCAUUGCACGCAGUACCAUUGUUCAAGCUGCACAAUAGGUUGACCUCUGGAGACUCUCGUGUGGGAGAUGACUAUAACCUGCCCCACUGGAUCAACCACAGCUUCUACACCUCCAAAAGUCUGAACUCUUGUAGCUCCUUCACCCCUCGAAUCAAACUGGCUGGUCACAAGAUUCAUGCGGAAAAAUUCAAGAGCAGCAAAGACCACACUCUCUGUGCUCCAAAGGACUCUGAUAACAGCCUGCCUAUACAGGUGGACUAUGAUGCCUAUGACGCUCAGGUGUUCAGACUUCCUGCUCCUUCGCGAAUUCAGAGAAGCACCAACUUCAGGAUGGGUCGAGACAAAGAGAUGAGUGGGAGGAAGAGCUGGGGCUCCGUGGACGUCAGCGCAGGCAUAGGGGCGUCCCCUCCCAUACGCUCUGGGGGUCCUGAGGAAAAGCGUAGCCUGGCCUCUGAUGAUAGUCUAGGCCCAGUGUCCAACAUGCUGCUGAUACCUCGCAUGCCUCCUGCCCAAUAUGAAGUCAGCAGUUCUCUCGGAUACACAAGCACCAGGGAGUUGUUGGAGAAGAUGAUGGACUCUCAGCGAGACUCCAGUGCCCCGGGCAGGUUCACAGUGGGAAGUGCGGAGUCGACGCUGCACAUCCGUCCAGGAGGUUACACCCCACAAAGGGCUCUGAUAAACCCCUUCACACCAUCCAGGAUGCCCAUGAAGCUCACCUCUAACCGCCGGCGCUGGAUGCACACUUUCCCUGUCGGUCCUUCUGGAGAGGCCAUCCAGAUCCAUCACCAGACCAGACAAAACAUGGCUGAACUGCAGGGCAGCCAGCAGAGAGAUCCUGCCCACACCUCCGCCGAGCUGCUGGAGCUGGCUUAUCACGAGGCCACUGGAAGGCGAACAACAUCUAGACAAGCAGGAGAGGGCCUUUACAUUGGUGGAGGGAUGGAUGAGUUCACUGGAAGCCCAGGGAGCAAUAACAGUGGAACUUUGGCUAACCAUGGCUCCUCCUUUGAAGACUUUUCCCUCAUCAGUGCCGAUCCAACCCUGCUGCUGUCUGCACCCCCGACAGUGCCCAGCUUCUGCUGCACAGUGGGGGUAGACUGGAAGUCUCUGACCACACCGGCCUGCCUGCCCCUCACCACCGAUUACUUCCCAGACCGCCAGGCACUACAGAACGACUACACCGAGGGCUGCUACGACCUUCUGCCGCACAGUGACCUGGAGAGGCGGGAGGAUGAAUCUCCAGUGAUGAGUGCGUCUCAGGUAUUUGAGGAGUUUAUCUGUCAGAGGUUGAUGCAGGGCUACCAGAUCAUUGUCCAGCCCAAUAACAGAAAGCCACAGCCUGCUGUAGCCACGCCUCUUGGCAGCAGCCCUCUUUACUCCAGAGGGCUGGUGUCUCUGCGUCGGGCGGAGGAGGAGGAGACAGUGUACUGGCUCAGUAUGGGCCGGACCUUCCAUAAAGUUUGUCUCAAAGACAAAAUAAUCACUGUUACUCGCUACCUGCCAAAGUACCCAUACGAGUCAGCUCAGAUCCAGUACAGUUACAGCCUGUGUCCUCCACACUCUGAUGCUCAGUUUGUCUCCUGCUGGGUGGAGUUUGGCCACGAGAGACUGGAGGAAUACAAAUGGAACUACCUAGACCAGUACAUUUGCUCUGCUGGCUCAGAGGACUUCAGUUUGAUCGACUCACUGAAGUUCUGGAGGACUCGCUUCCUACUGCUGCCAGCUGGAGGUGCACGCCGAGUGGCAGAUGGGGAGGGCCACUGGGAUAUUUAUGGGGAGGGAGCAAGUGCUAGGGUUGGUGGUAGCGGGGACUGGCUACUGCUGGAUGGUUUCGUCCGCUUCCUGGAGGGUCUCAAUCGCAUUCGCCGACGCCACCGCUCUGACAGGAUAAUCAGGCCAAAAGGCACACCAAUGAAAGGACUGCAAAUUACGAGUCCUCUCCCUCCAUAUCCUCCUGAGCCUGUUGCCCCACAAGGCAAGAAAGGCACAUCGGCUUUGUCGGCCCUGCUGGAGAUGGAUCAGAAUCAGAAGACGCUGGAGGAGCAGCAGCAGCAGAUGAAGCCCUCAGCAGCUGUCAGUGACCCCACCACUGUUGCGACAGCUCCCACACAUAUAGACAGUCCCCGCAAGGACGCUGCCUUUAUUUUGGAUUUUAUACGUAGCCCACGCUCCUCCUACAUCUAUCACUCUCAGUUGCCUGCUGAAGUUAGCGAGGCUGCAGACAAGGGAGUCCAGCCUGGAGCGACAGGUGGAGCAGCAGCACAGCCGGCAGGAGAGACUGCAGCCAGCAGCAGCAUAGAUACCAGUGGCCAGUCUGCAACGGGAGUCGUCUCUCUGUCCUCCUCCUCACCUCCCUUGGAGAUCCUGGAAGCAAUCAAACAUCCCACGACAGGUGUACAGCUGCUCCCAGAGCAGAAAGGUCUCCCACUCAACUGCUUUAUCAGCGCUGAGGUUGUUCAUUGGCUGGUCAAUAAUGUCGAUGGAGUGGAUACACAGGCAAUGGCUGUGGAUAAAAUGCAGAAAAUGCUGGAUGAAGGUUUGGUGGCCCAUGCUUCUGGAGAAGCAAUGCGCACCUUCGUCUACGGUUUCUACUUCUACAGGAUUGUUGGAGAGAAGGAUGGGCCAAUCUCCCAGCUCCCCCCCACAGCUCCUGGAGUUUGGUCCACUGCAGCCCUGGAGGACUUCACCCUGUUCCAGAGAAAGUGGUUCGAAGUGGCUUUUGUAUUAGAGGAGCAGCAACCCUGUGACCUCCCGACUUUCCUCCUGCCCUGGCUGCCCAGCCGGCCAGCAUCCUACGCAAGUAGGCACAGCUCCUUCAGCCGCAGCUUUGGAGGACGCAGCCAGGCCGCUGCACUGCUAGCUGCUACAGUCCCGGAGCAGAAGACAGUCACGCUGGAUGUGGAUGUUAACAACCGCAGCGACCGGACUGAAUGGUGCAGCUGUUAUUACCAUGGAAACUUCUCCCUCACCGCUGCCUUUGAGAUCAAACUGCACUGGAUGGCUGUCACUGCUGCAGUGCUCUUUGAAAUGGUUCAAGGGUGGCAUAGGAAAGCAGCCUCGUGCGGCUUCCUGUUGGUUCCGGUGCUGGAGGUUCCUUUCGCUCUGACCUCCUACCUGUAUGGAGACCCACUGAGAGCCCAGCUCUUCAUCUCUCUCAACAUCCAGUGUCUGCUGAAGAACGGCAGUGACAAGCUAUUUGAAGGUUUUGAACCAGAGACCUACUGGGAAAGGAUGCAGCUCUUUCAGGAGGCCAUACUGUACAGAUUUGGCUUCGUGCACGACAAGUUUUCUGCUUCUGCUUUUAAUUUCCCCUCUGAGAACAAACCCCAGUACAUUCACGUUACAGGAACCUUGUUCCUACAGCUCCCAUACUCCAAGAGGAAGUACUCGAGUGGACAGCAGCGCCGCCGCCGGAACUCCACCACCUCCAACAGCCACGGGCCGUUCGGCAGCGAGGAGCAGGUCGGUUACUACUGGGCCUACAACACCAUGCUGACCAAAGCCUGGAGGACAGGUGUGCUGGGUGACGAGAGGCUGUCUGACCGCCUGCUCAGGGACUUCACUGACUUCUGCAGCAACAAGGACAAUAGACUGCUCAACUUCUGGGACAGCUGCCAGGAGAAAAUGAACACCAGUGCUCCCUGAUAGGACGAGACAUGACUGGAGGAAAAAAAUAUGUAGAGGGCAAUAAAAGGACUGUGAAAGAUUAAAAGAACAAUUUUUCGACUUUUA